AUGGCACCUCCGAGCGGGUCGGCGGCGUACAAGAAGAAAGAUGGGACCCUGGCGAUGUCGUCCGACCGCCAGUCGGUCUCUUGGAUUCCGGCAGCGAGCGGCGCGUCCGGGUCUAUUACGCUCUCUGUGUCUCAAAUCACUAAUUUACAGCAGACACCCGCUAGCAGCCCAAAAGUUAUGCUGAAGAUUUUUGUCCUUCCCCCGAACGGAGCCUCCGCGAACCCCGAACAAUACAUCUUUUCGUUUACCGCGGGCGCGACGGCGCGAGCAGAAGCGGAUGCUAUUAAAGAUGCUCUCAGCGCAGCGAUCCAAGCAGCGAAAUCUACUGCUGAAACUCCGGCGGAGACUCCAGCCGCAUCGACAGGUGAGGGAGGAGGAGGAGGAGCAGGAGCGAUGUCGGCGGCCAUGGCGAUGGCAAGCGCGGUUUCGUCCCCAGGCACAGGGAAGCACUGGUGGGAUGAUGAUAAGCGGCUUAGGACCGAUGUGGAGCUACAGCAGUCGCUACUGAAGGCGGACGCGAACCUACAAAAGAUGUUUAUGGAGUCACUGCAUACAAAACCGGAGACAUUGUCGGCUAGCCAGUUCAUGUCGCUGUUCUGGUCUACGCGGCUGCACCUCUUGCGGGCGCAUGCUAUUGAGCGAUCCCAGACUAGAGGAUCUUAUAAUGUGUUGUCGACGCUGAAGCCGCGGACGGAAGAUAAUGUGACGAAGCUGAAUAUCAGCAAGGAGCAAAUCCAAUUGAUUUUCGGCCAGCAUCCGCUCGUGAAACGGGUGUAUGAUGAGAAUGUGCCGAAGCUGAGUGAAUCGCAGUUCUGGUCGCGGUUUUUCCAGAGUCGACUGUUUAAGAAGCUGCGUGGAGAACGUAUCUCAGAAGCUGAUGCGAUGGAUGCUGUUCUGGACAAGUACCUGAAAGCAGAUGAGUCUGGAAAUCUCCCGCGUGAGGUUCAGGUGCCGAAUUUCCUUGACUUGGAAGGAAACGAAGGGAACAACAGUCAGCGUCGGGGAAAUCGACCAGAUAUCGACAUGAGACCGUCAGCUGUAGAGAAAGUGCCAAUUAUUCGAACACUGAACAACCUGAGUGAGAAGAUCAUGGCGAACGUCGCGCCUGCGGAUCGAGCACCCUCAGCGCCCGUGGGCACCAUGGAUGACGGGACAUACGAUGAACUGCAGCUGCGCGAUUUGCGCGGCGACGAGCAGGCAAAUCGCGUUUUACUAAACAUACGGGACCAAAACCGAUUCUUCUCAGCGGCCAAAUUCGCCGAGGAUGAACGCAGCCGUCUUCUUGCACAGCAAGAUCCAGAGCAGAUAUUACAGAAUCUGCGCACCGCCAUUGAGCGGAAUUUCCGCGACGACGGGGCAGCGCCAUUAGGCAAAUUGGUUGACCCCGAUGAGGAUGAAGAUGAUGAGGAUUUAACAACUAGCUCGAGGCACCAGCGGCAUCUCGCAUCUACACAGAUUCUUGACAUGAUCAAGGACCGACGUGCCCAGCUCCAGGUUUCGGCGAACUCAGGCACCUACGGACUGACAGAUACACUAUACGAUCGUUUAACGCUUACACACGCAACGACCACGGAAUUCCUCCAUCAAUUCUGGCAGGCAUUCCUUUCGGGAAAUCCAGACCGUGCAGGCGAGGUAUCGUCGCUGGUGGAGUCACUCAACCGCGCCAUCGAACGAAUCAACGCCGUUGCGACGGAUGCAGAGGCAGAGCGCCAGGUGGAGGUGGAUAAGGUGAAGCGGCAUGCCCGCGAAGUGCUGCAGGCGACAGGGAAAAGGCUACGAAUUAACCUAGAGAGUAUCCCAGGCGGAGAGCAAGCAGUGAGGCGCUUAUUAGGGCCGACGAUCCGGGCAUUGGAAACGGCCUUGACGCGGUAUAAAGAAGCCUUGGCUGAAGAGACGAAGAAUAUAGACUCGAGCAAUACGUAA
Aspergillus puulaauensis is the source of this 1923-nucleotide messenger RNA. RefSeq names its product TFIIH subunit TFB1 family protein (gene TFB1). Gene Ontology annotation, cellular component: transcription factor TFIIH holo complex; transcription factor TFIIH core complex. Gene Ontology annotation, biological process: nucleotide-excision repair; transcription by RNA polymerase II; transcription by RNA polymerase I. NCBI's taxonomy places the organism in Eukaryota, Fungi, Ascomycota, Eurotiomycetes, Eurotiales, Aspergillaceae. The record is from RefSeq and is a predicted model, not a curated record. The transcript is spliced from 2 exons. Bases 1 to 1923 code for a protein of 640 amino acids.